CUGGUUGGAUGUUCUACCUUGGAAACCACUGAGUAGUUUGAUGGUACAAUGCUUUACAUCAAGAACCUCUUGCUUUGCUACAACACAGAAAAUUCAUAGAUUUGAUUGUUGGGCUUUAGAAAGAAAGUGGGAAACUGUAGGAGUGCUCUUUGAGCCCAGAUGAGGGCUGCCUCGGAAUACCGAUGGAAAGUGGCCCAAAUAGAAAUGGCUGGACUGGACGAAGGGCAAGAAAGAGACACCAGAAGAGGGUUUGGCGAAAGAAUCACAAAGAAGAGCCAAGAGGAGAUGCUCCAUUGGGAAGUCCAAUGCCAGUGCUUCCGGCAGUUCCGCUACCAGGAAGACAAAGGACCCCGAGAGGUUUUCAACCAACUCCGUCAUCUUUGCCACCAAUGGUUGAAACCACAGCAAUACUCCAAGGCGGAGAUGCUGGACCUGGUGAUCCUGGAGCAGUUCCUGGCCGUCCUUCCUGCCGAGAUGGAGCGCUGGGUGAGGGAAUGUGGGGCAGAGACCAGCUCCCAGGCCGUGGCCUUGGCUGAAGGCUUCCUCCUGAGUCGGACACAAGAGGAGAAGGAGCGGCAGGAAGAAGAAGAGGAACUAUUAGUGGAAGGGACUACUGGUUUCUCUCCGGUGGCGGCACUUUCAAGAGGCAUCAGACAGAAACCCUUGUUCCGGUGUAUCGUGGAGGAGUCAGUCCAAGCAGAUACAUUGCUGUAUGACAGAAUGAGACCGUUGAUCCAUUCCCAGCUGUCUCUUCGUGGCGGCACGGAAUCGGUGACGGCGCAGUCUGACGAGGGCCCAGUGACCUUUGAGGACAUAGCUUUGUAUUUCACUGAUGAGGAGUGGGCUCUUCUUGACCCAGGCCAAAGGGCCCUGCAUGUGGAAGUGAUGGAGGAGAACUGUGCAAACCUGGCCUCACUGGACGAUGGCAAGGAUGAGGAAGAAGUCCGAGUCCUGGUGGAAAGAGCCACAUGUGUAGAAGAACAACAACAGAACAAGGAGACUGAGGAGGAAGAGAAAAGGGAUGAUGGAUGGCCUCGUUCUCAGGGUGGCGGCGAUAUCUGUGAAAUCCCAGUCCGAGAAACACCAGAGACUGGGAAGGACAGCUUUGAGUGCCUGUUGUGUUGUGGAAGUUUUGACAGCAAGUCGGACCUGAAGGCUCACGUGAAGCUGCACAAGGAGGAGAGGCCCUUUCAGUGCGCAGACUGUGAGAAAAGCUUCUCUCAGAGGAAAGGCCUCAUUAGGCACCAGCGCAUCCACACAGGGGAGAAGCCCUACGCCUGCUUGGCGUGUGGGAAGACCUUCCGCCAGAGCGCGGCUCUCAUCACACAUCAGCGCAUCCACACCGGGGAGAAGCCGUACACAUGCCUGGAGUGUGGGAAGAGCUUCUGCCAGAAGACCACGCUGGUUCGCCACCAGAGGAUCCACACGGGGGAGAAACCCUACGCUUGCGCAGACUGUGGAAAGAGCUUUAGCCACAGGUCUCAGCUGACAUCCCACAUCCGGGUCCACACCGGGGAGAAGCCGUACACGUGUUUGGAGUGCGGCAAGAGCUUCAGCCAGAAUACCAACCUUACUCUGCACCAGAGGACCCACACGGGAGAGAAGCCGUUCCGGUGUCUUGACUGCGGGAGGAGCUUCAGCCACAGUUCGACCCUCAUGGCGCACCAGAGGACUCACACAGGAGAGAAGCCCUUCACGUGCGUGGCGUGCGGGCAGAGCUUUGCCCAGAAUGCGAGCCUCAUUUUCCACCAAAGGACCCACACCGGGGAAAAGCCGUACGCUUGCUCCGAAUGCGGAAAGAGCUUUAGCACUAGCACAAGCCUCACCUCGCACCGGAGGAUCCACACAGGGGAGAAACCAUACGUUUGCUCCGAAUGCGGGAAGAGCUUCUGCACAAGCACAAACCUUGUGACGCACCAGAGGAUCCACACAGGGGAGAAACCAUUCCAGUGCUCUGAGUGCGGGGAAAACUUCCGCAAGAAGGCGCACCUCCUUCGGCAUCACAUGACGCACACCGGCGAGAAGCCGUACAACUGCUUGGACUGCGGGAAGAGCUUCAGCGAGAAGAGGAACCUCAUUUCCCACCAGAGGAUCCACUCGGCGUAUUGGAACGGGGAUCCUCAGAGCAGUCAUUGGGUUCCCACAUCUCUAAACUUUGAGGGUCUCCCUCUUCCCCAGGAAUCUGGGCCUUUCCACAACUCCCUGACUAGCAACUCUGACCAAGUAGAAAGUCUAGAGUGUUUUACUCUAUUUCUAAACCAUUAGAGGGCAGGGUUGUUUUAGGUUUUUCGGGCUAUAUGGCCAUGUUCUAGAAGCAUUUUCUCCUGACGUUUCACCUGCAUCUAUGGCAAGCAUCCUCAGAGGUUGUGAGGUUGAAGGCACUGCAGACUACUUCAACCAGAGAAGUCAGCCAUACCAGAGCAUCUGAUGAACCAACCUAGAUACAGCAUAUUGAUUGAGAACACAGAAAUGUUUGACCGCUCCAACAACCACCAUGUCAGGCUUCACAGAGAAGCCAUUGAAAUCCACAAGAAUGUGGACAAUUUCAACAGAAAGGAGGAAACCAUGAAAAUAAACAAAAUCUGGCUGCCAGUAUUAAAAAAACUCUAAAAUUAUAAUAGCAAAACAAUACUCAAACACAGGGAAACUCCACAGAGGAAAUAAUCAGGGACAGAUAAUCACCUCUCAACAAAAGAUUCCCCGAGGCACCGACAAGACACACCAAAAAACUGCCAAGCCAUCAAAUACUACUCAAGGUGGCCAAUGGAAACAUUCACACCUACCUCCAACAGACAAGAGUUCUUUCUCCCACCCUGGACAUCAUUCCACAGAUAUAUAAACCCAAUUUUCCUAGCUCCAACAGACCUCACAACCUCUGAGGAUGCCUGCCAUAGAUGUAGGCGAAACGUCAGGAGAGAAUGCUUCUGGAACAUGGCCAUAUAGCCCGAAAAACCUGCAACAAUCCAGUGAUUCCAGCCAUGAAAACCUUCAACAAUGCAUUAGAGGCAAUUUGUCAAACCUUCCUUGGUUACAGUUAAAAGAAGCAGAGAAGGGGAAAAAAUCAACAAUAAACUUUAUGA
Anolis sagrei ordinatus is the source of this 3080-nucleotide messenger RNA. Lineage: Eukaryota; Metazoa; Chordata; Lepidosauria; Squamata; Anolidae. The record is from RefSeq and is a predicted model, not a curated record.